Messenger RNA from Carassius carassius (crucian carp), 2934 nucleotides. RefSeq names its product POU domain, class 3, transcription factor 2-like. The transcript has a single exon. The record is from RefSeq and is a predicted model, not a curated record. Gene Ontology annotation, biological process: regulation of transcription by RNA polymerase II; brain development. Lineage: Eukaryota; Metazoa; Chordata; Actinopteri; Cypriniformes; Cyprinidae. Gene Ontology annotation, cellular component: nucleus. The coding region runs from base 235 to 1251 and encodes 338 amino acids. Gene Ontology annotation, molecular function: DNA-binding transcription factor activity, RNA polymerase II-specific; RNA polymerase II cis-regulatory region sequence-specific DNA binding.
GAGCCAACUGCGCCCUGUCACUGCUGAUUCUUCUGUGCUUGUUUUCAGGCGAACGCAAUGUGAUGGGGCUUCUGUCGAAUCUACUGUGACCAAUGAACGCGCCGCUGUCACAUCUGUCAAGCGCUUCUGACCAAUAGACAGCAGCGCGAGGCGGAUCUCAGGUGCGCGCCUCUGCGUCCUCGCGGCUCUGGCGCGCUGGGGAGCCGCCUGUGGCACAGAGUAGCUGUGGAAACUAUGGCGACCGCGGCGUCCAACCACUACAGCAUCCUCACGUCCAACUCGGAGCCCGGCAGCAUGCAGCAGACGCCGCCGCCGCCGGCCUACAGGGACGCGCACAGCCUUCUGCAGAGCGAGUACACCACACUGCAGAGCAGCGGGAGCACGCUCGGCCACGCGCACCAGUGGCUGACGGCGGCGCUGUCUCACGGGGGAGAGGGGUCGCCAUGGCCCGCCAGCCCGCUGGGCGAGCAGGACAUUAAGCCGGUGGAGGAGCUGCAGCAUUCGCCGAGACAGGCGCAUCUGGUGCAGCAAAGCCAGCAGCAUCACGAGGCGGGCGCUUGGCGCGCGACCACUAUGCCGAGCAUGAGCACCUCCAACGGGCAGAGCUUGAUCUACUCUCAGUCCGGGUACGGCGAACCGGGGAUGCACCACGAGGACCACCACAGCCCGCAUCUGAGCGAGCACGGCCACCCGCAGAGCCUGCACUCGGACGAGGACACGCCGACCUCGGACGACCUGGAGCAGUUCGCCAAGCAGUUCAAGCAGCGCCGGAUCAAGCUGGGUUUUACGCAGGCGGACGUGGGGCUCGCGCUGGGCACCCUUUACGGCAACGUCUUCUCCCAGACCACCAUCUGCAGGUUCGAGGCGCUCCAGCUGAGCUUCAAGAACAUGUGCAAACUCAAGCCCCUGCUGAACAAAUGGCUGGAGGAGGCGGACUCCACCUCAGGAAGUCCGACCAGCCUGGAUAAGAUUGCUGCGCAGGGGAGGAAGAGGAAAAAGCGGACCUCCAUCGAGGUGAGUGUCAAAGGGGCCCUGGAGAGCCAUUUCCUCAAGUGCCCGAAACCCGGUGCGUCGGAGAUCACUUCGCUGGCGGAUAGCCUGCAGCUGGAGAAGGAGGUUGUGCGGGUCUGGUUCUGCAACCGGCGGCAGAAGGAGAAGCGAAUGACGCCCCAAAACGGAGCGAUGGCCGGGAACGAGGAUGUGUACGGGGACGCCUCGCCUCACCACGGCGCGCAGACACCUGUUCCGUGAGAAAGGGGCGGCCUGAACAUAAUCGACUGUCUCUUUGUCCCGGUCACAAGCCCGCUCGGGGCGGACCGACGGUGAUGAAGUGUCUCUGUGUGUGGCACCUCCAAGGGCGCGGAGCGCGCGUGGUUGCGCGAACAAUUUACUGGCACGGGCGCAAGAAAACACGCUCUGAGUCGUUACGCGCCGCGGCUGAACCUAAAGAGGGAACGUAAAUAUUAUUUUAUUUAAGAUUUAUUUUCAAGUCCGGGGAUCUGUGAAAGCAUCAUAUCACUUCCAACCGAAAGCUGUGAAAAAAGGGUUCGGGGGCGCGCCAUCUUCCUCUCAUGACCACAAAAGGUUUAUUACGGAUUGAAAUUAAUCUGCUGCAGUCUACUGUGCAUUCUCUUACACAUACUAAUGGCAAAUGCUUCAUUAUUAUUAUUAUCAUUAUUAUUUCCGUCACGAUCACAAAAUGUUUAAUACUCAUUAAGAUUGUGUCUGCAUUUUAUUAGCCUUUAUGCCAAUAAAUAACCAAAUAAUAAUAAUAAUAAUAAUAAACUAAAUAUCUCUAAAUUAUUUAAAUAAAAAAAUCCUAACAUGCACAAUUAACAGCAACAAUAAUAAUAUUUAUUAUUAUACUUAACAUAAUGUGGCUAUAUGUUAACUUAUCUAAAAGUAUCACUGUUAAAUGCAAACGUGAUCAGUUCUUUAAAAGUCUCAUUUCGGUCACAACAAAGGCUGCCAAGUUCCGCUGUGUGUCGUUCACAGGCAAAGCAGGCCGAUUUCAUGCAGAUCACGGAUUCACUCUGCUGGUGCAAAACAGAGGCCUGAGGAAAACAGUAAAACCUAGAAGCGCACAGUGCUGUGGACCAUAUCGAAAUUUCUAUUUCUAUAAAUAAAAUUCAGUGAUACCAGCUCUUCAAAAGUAACCACCCAAUUGGGGGUUUCUUAACAUUUUGAGUGCAUUUUUAUGAUGCACCAAAAUUUGCACCAUGAUUUGAGACAGUGGCUUGUUUAUUAAGAUUUUAAUAAAUGUUUGUUUAUUAGGAAAUCUAAAAGAAACCAAAACGGACUCGUACAAUUUAUGAUAUUUUAUAUGAAAGAUAAAAACAAACCAAGCUUUUAAUUUAAUUUAAUUUAAUUUAAUUAUUUUGUCUGGAAACGCUUUAUAUGGAAAUGACAAGUUUUUAAAACAAUAUAAUAAUAAUAAUAAUAAUAAUAAUAAUAUAGAGGCUAGUUGUUCUUGCUUAUAAUUAACACAGAUCAAGAUUUUAAAACAACAAAGACAAUAUAAUAAUAAUGAUAAUAAUAAGAGGCCAGUUUUUCUUGCCCAUUAUGAUUAUAGCAUUGUGUGAAUUUGUGCGUCAACUAAAUGUAUAAGCCUCAUUAUGUUUGUAUCUGUUUGCUCUAUUGUGUUUCUUGUUCAUCCCAAAUAUGUCUCUUUUUUAACGAGAAAUAUUACACCAGCUGUGUCACAAUGAUUUGAUGGCCUGCAUCGAAAAACAAGGACAUUGUGCGUGGAUUUUUCAUUUGAAUUUUCUAUGGCUCUGUGAAUACUUGUAUAUUUGUGCACUUAACCUGACACUUCCAAAGCACAAGCUGUCACUGUGCCCUAUUGAGACCAGUAAUGUCUUUGGUUUUGACAGAAAAAUUGCACAGUUUUUAAACGCCUUUUGUCAUUAAAUGAAUACGUUUUUAUAUGAAGAA